AUGCCUGAAAAGAGAGUUGAAUGCUCCUCUUGCAGGAUCCGGGACGGCAGGGAGACCUGCAGUGUCUCCGACAACUUCGCCUCUGAUAAUUGCCUCCGGAUGCAGAUUCAAUCCCGCGGAUUUAUGGAGUUGGAACCGGGCCGCGACCUCGCCGAUCCGGUCCUCAGCAAUGUCAAGUGGAAGGGUGAGCAGGCAAAGUUCUGCACGGGCUGUUUGACGCUCUUCGACAGCAAAGUGGCCUCCGGCCUCCUGUACAAUAUGAGCUCUGGAAAGUAUGCAGCACACCAACUGGUCACAAACACCACACACCAUCUCCGAGACACACACACAAUUCGAGACCAUCGGAAAGCCGAAAGGCUGCGUAUUGCUGCUCAUCUCGUUUUUCAUGGUGUCUGUCGGACACCCUUGUCAAAACAGGUUUCCUUUGACAACGGUUACUUCUCCUUCCUGAGCUCAGAAGCGCAGAGGAUCCUCGACAGGAUGGACGACAGCGAGACUUACGUGAAUAUAAAAUUCACAAAAACGGACUCAGAGACUCCUUCCCGAGCUGCGCCAGAACGGGAGUCGAAAGUGAAGAUCGGAAAUAGACCAUAUCGUCAGAUAUGCCUAUUCUGUCUAGUUACAUCCGCCCUCAUCGUGAUAGUGGCCGGUCUCUCGAUCCAUGUGUCACAGGUCAGUCACAAGUUCACUGAGAUGGAAACGAAGUACAGAUCUGUCAACGAAACCAAGGCUCAAAUCUGUGAAUUGUUGACCAGCAGAAGAGUUUGGACGGGGCACGACUACGCAAGCACUUGA
This is a messenger RNA of Hypanus sabinus (Atlantic stingray), 795 nucleotides long. RefSeq lists its product as uncharacterized. The record is from RefSeq and is a predicted model, not a curated record. NCBI's taxonomy places the organism in Eukaryota, Metazoa, Chordata, Chondrichthyes, Myliobatiformes, Dasyatidae. The transcript has 8 exons. The coding region runs from base 1 to 795 and encodes 264 amino acids.